AUGGAUGUAAACGGUUCCUCGAAGAUGUGCAUAGAGGCGGAGGGGGGGAAGGACUCAUACUGCCUGGAGAUUUUCUCUGUGGAAGUUGAAAGUGUGAAGCAGGAUGUGAUGCAUCUGGAGAGGCUACACAACAGCCUGCAGGAAUCCAAUGAGGAUAUUAAAAAGGCAGAGAAUUCGGGGAUGAUGAGGGACAUCCGGGGCCGCCUCAAAACCGACCUCGACGACCUAUUCAAGCUGGCUAAACAGAUCAACAAGAAAUACGAGGGCCUCGUUCGGGCCAAUGCUGCCCAGCGUGGCUCCGCAGACGACCAGGUUCGGGCCUCCAUGAUCUCCGACAUCAUCGAGGCCCUCCAAUUGAUUAUGCACAGAUUCCAAUCCCUCAGGUCCCAAAUGGAGACCGAUCAUAGACAGAUUAUCGACGCCAAGUUCUACGCGAUCACGGGGGAGAAGGCAAUGGCAGAGGCCAUCGACAGCCUGAUAGCGAGCGAGGCCGCAAGGGCUCCGCUCCACCGCGAGGUUGAGCACGGGAAGGACUCCGUGGCGGAGGCAGUGGCGGAGAUUGAGGAGAGGCGCGACGCAAUGAGGGAGAUCCGGAGGAACCUCAUGGCGCUGCACCAAGUGCUGCUGGGGAUAGCAACGCCGGUCACAGCCGACGCACUGGGUGGCGGGAACAGAGCAGCCGCCGCUGGGGGAGAUGAGGCUGCGCCGUCAGGUGGAGGAAAGGGCGGCGGGACGGGGACGGGGUCGCUCAAUGAUUACGAGAAGGAGACCCGAAAACAGGCCUAUAUUGCUAUAGUCAUUGCUUUGGUGAUUAUCAUUGUACUCGUCCUCUCCAUUCUUAGAGUUGAUAAUCAAUUCGAAAACACUGCAACUGCAUAG
Molecule: messenger RNA, 879 nt
Organism: Salvia hispanica
Lineage: Eukaryota; Viridiplantae; Streptophyta; Magnoliopsida; Lamiales; Lamiaceae
Product: syntaxin-125-like
Biological process (GO): vesicle-mediated transport
Cellular component (GO): membrane
Source: RefSeq, a predicted model, not a curated record